AUGGAUAAAUUAUCAAAUUUAAUUAUAAAAAGAAUAUUACAAUUUUGUAUUAAAGGGAAAUAUGAUAUUAGUGAAUAUGAUAGUUAUAAUCCAGAUCAUUUGUCAUCAGUUUAUAGUAUGAAAUUUAAAGAUAACAAUGUUGAUGUUAUAGUUAAACUAUCAUUAGUUUGUAAAUUAUGGGCAGAGAAGGUGAUACCCUAUUUAGAUUACCCAUUUUAUCAAGUUGUAGGUGGUGCAGAUGAUGCACUAAUACCAAACAUUACCAAAUUUGGAAUAUCGAAUCAACUUGCCCAAUUCAGUAACCGGAUUGAAUUGGAGAGAUUAUCAAUACUAAUAUCAGAUUUACAUCAUAACAAUAUCCAAGCGAGAGCGGAUUCAGACUCAUUGGCAAUACUAAGUUGUCAACACAUUCAAGCGAACCAACGUGGAUACCUUCCAAUGCUGUUCAAUCUAUUCUUCCUUUCAUUUGGGUUCGAUGUUUAUUUCAAUUUAGUGAUUAAAGGUGUCAAUACAAGUUCAUACUUUUUUCAAAAGUUACAACAUAUAACUGUAACCAUACAAACUCAGAGUGAAAUGUCGGCACUUAGACACUGUCUAUUUCAAUUACCCUCAAUAAGUAGUCUAAAUGCAAUCAUUGCAAAAACUACAAACUCUAUAAACACCUCAAAUAUCAUCACUAUUGGUCUAGCCAAAUCAAUAGAAAUUCAUCCAUCCCUUGAAAAAUUAUCACUUUCAAGUGGUAAUUUCAAUAUGCCAAUUAAUUGUAAAAAUAAAUUUAAACAUUUAAAAUUAAAAGAUAUUGUUGUAAAUAAUUUAUAUGAAAUAAAUGGUAAUGGUAUUAAUAUUAGUAAUAAUUCACCACCAACUUCACAAAAUAAUAUUAUGAUUACAAGUUCUUAUUCAUAUACAACUUUACCAAAUCAACAACAACAACAACAACAACAACAACAUGUUAAUACCUCAUUAUCAAAUUUAAUUGAAAAUAAUUUAAAAACUCUAACUAGAAUUACAUUAAGAGAUUUUAAAAUUGAGGGUGAUUUAAUACCAAAAGUAGCACCAAAUUCAUUUUUUGAUCCUGACCCUGUGGAAGUUUUAGAUAAUUCAAUGCGUGAAAUUAUAAAUAUUUUUAGAAUUUUAUCAACAAGUCAAGUACUAGAAUAUUUAGAUAUUAAAACUAUUGAUAUUCCAUAUCAAUCAAUUAGAGACUUAAUAAUUGGUUGUAAAUCUUUAAAAACUUUACAUAUAAAACUAACCCAUCCACAACAUUCAAAACAAUUAAUAAAUGGUAUUACAACAAGUUGUAAUACUAAUAAUAAUAAUAAUAAUAGUAGUAAUAAUUUCGAUAUUAUUAAUAUUGAAAAUAAUGAACCAAUUAAUUUAGUUGAUUACUCAUUUAUUGGUAUGCCAAAUUCACCAUAUCCAAUCAUUCCAAUUUCAAAAUCAAUUAAAUAUUUGAAUGUACCUAAAUUAAAUAAUCAAAUCAUAAUGUCAACAAUAAUUUUACAAAAUUUAGUUUCAAUUGUACAUGAUGGUUUUCAAACUAAAGAUUUUAAAUAUUUAAUAUCAUUAAUUAAAAAUACAAAAACAUUAGAGAAAUUAGUAAUAAAAUCAGUUAGAUCAAAUAAACAAUUAAACAAUAAUAAUAAUAAUAAUAAUAAUAAUAAUAAUAAUAAUAAUAAUAAUAAUAAUAAUAAUAAUAAUAAUAAUAAUAAUAAUAAUAAUAAUAAUAAUAAUAAUAAUAAUAAUAAUAAUAAUAAUAAUAAUAAUAAUAAUAAUAAUAAUUUAAUUAAUGGUAGUAAAUUAUUAAAUGAAUUUGAUAAUCGAUUAUUGAUUAAUGAUGAUUGGAUUGAAUUGUUUAAAGCUAUAAAUAGUAAUUAUACUUUAACAACUCUACAUCUAUUAGAAUGUCCAUCAUUGAAAUCGGGAAUAAUUGAUGAUUUCAUUAAAUCACAACAUCCAACAAUUAUUAAUGUUAAAUUUCAUAAAGUGGAUUUUAAAAUUAGUUCACUAUAUGUAAAUCAAUCAUUUGAAAAUGUAAAUAUAGUAAUAUCAUGUGAUGACCUUAGUCAAUUAAUCAUAAAGAAUUCAACUAUAAAACAAUUAAAAUGUAAUAUCUUUUUAUCAGAUUUUUCAGCAACUUACUCGUCAGUGGAAUUUUUAGCAAAAAGUUUAAAAGCAACUAAAAUCUCUUCAAUUCAAGUCAAUAGAACCUUAAUGCUUUGGAGUCCAAAUCUUUUUAAAUAUUUAAAAAAUUUCUCUUAUCCAAUUUAA
This is a messenger RNA of Dictyostelium discoideum AX4, 2271 nucleotides long. RefSeq lists its product as hypothetical. The record is from RefSeq and is a predicted model, not a curated record. The transcript has a single exon. The coding region runs from base 1 to 2271 and encodes 756 amino acids. NCBI's taxonomy places the organism in Eukaryota, Evosea, Eumycetozoa, Dictyosteliales, Dictyosteliaceae.